Megalops cyprinoides (Indo-Pacific tarpon) is the source of this 1419-nucleotide messenger RNA. Its product is annotated as inactive pancreatic lipase-related protein 1-like. The transcript has 12 exons. Gene Ontology annotation, biological process: lipid metabolic process. The coding region runs from base 1 to 1419 and encodes 472 amino acids. Gene Ontology annotation, molecular function: protein binding; triacylglycerol lipase activity. Lineage: Eukaryota; Metazoa; Chordata; Actinopteri; Elopiformes; Megalopidae. The record is from RefSeq and is a predicted model, not a curated record.
AUGCAUUGGGUGUGGAUUUUGGGUCUGGUCCUGCUGGGCAGUGCUAGUGGUGCCGAGGUGUGCUACGAGAACCUUGGCUGCUUCUCAGAUGACAUUCCCUGGGCGGGCACCGUGGAGAGACCCAUCGCCCAGCUGCCCUGGAGCCCUGAGAAGAUUGGAGCCCGCUUCCUGCUGUACACCCGGCAGAACCCCAACAACCACCAGGAAAUCUCAACCAAUAAAGACAUCCUGCUGGCAUCAAACUACCAAGGCAACAGGAAGACACGUUACAUCAUCCAUGGAUACAUCGACAAAGGGGAUGAAAACUGGCUGAUAGAUAUGUGUAAGCUGAUGCUGCAGGUGGAGGAUAUAAACUGCAUCUGUGUGGACUGGAAGAAAGGAGGACGUACCCUCUACACCCAGAGCGCCAACAACAUCCGUGUGGUCGGGGCCCAGAUCGCCUACAUGAUCCAGCUCUUUAUGGAGAACUACAAACAGAGGCCCGACGCAUUCCACGUCAUCGGGCACAGUCUGGGGGCGCACUGCGCGGGAGAGGUGGGCCGCAGGAUCCCGAACCUGGGGCGCAUCACCGGUCUUGAUCCAGCCGAACCCUACUUCCAGGGGUGCCCUGCCCUGGUGCGUCUGGACCCCGGCGACGCCAAGUUUGUGGAUGUCAUUCACACAGACUCAUUACCCAUAAUUCCUUACGUAGGAAUGGGAAUGUCUCAGGCUGUCGGCCAUCUUGACUUCUACCCCAACGGUGGAGAGCACAUGCCCGGCUGUGACAAGAACAUCAUCUCCCAGAUAGUGGACAUCGACGGCAUCUGGGAAGGCACUCGCGACUUUGUGGCCUGCAACCAUCUGAGGUCUUACAAGUACUACAGCGACAGCAUCUUAAACCCCGAAGGCUUUACCGGCUACCCCUGCUCCGAUGGGGGCGUCUUUGAGUCCGGACGGUGCUUCCCAUGUGGGGAUGGGGCCUGUCCUUUCAUGGGUCACCACGCUGACAAAUUCCGCCGGCCCAGCGGGGCAGAGAAGAUGAAGUUCUACCUGAACACUGGCAAUGCAAAGCCUUUCGGACGGUAUCGCUACAAGGUGGUGGUUACCAUCACAGGUGACCGUGCUCUGGUCCUCACUGGUGCUAUGAGCGUUGCAAUUUAUGGGACAGAUGGCAACACCAGACAAUAUCAGGUUCAUAAGGGUAUCCUUCGUCCUGGCAACACGUACGAGGUCUAUGUCGACACGGAGAACGACGUGGGAGAGCUGACCAUGAUGAAGUUCAUCUGGAACAACAGCGUCAUCAACCCCAUGUUCCCCAAGCUGGGUGCGAAGAGGAUCGAGGUGCAGCGGGGAAAGGACAGGCGCGCUUUCUCCUUCUGUGGCUCCGAGACUGUGCGCGAAGAAGUCCUCCAGUCCGUGCCUCUGUGUACAGUUGUGUAA